Molecule: messenger RNA, 2004 nt
Organism: Meriones unguiculatus (Mongolian gerbil)
Lineage: Eukaryota; Metazoa; Chordata; Mammalia; Rodentia; Muridae
Gene: Gjb3
Product: gap junction protein beta 3
Exons: 3
Coding region: 505-1314 (269 amino acids)
Biological process (GO): cell communication
Cellular component (GO): connexin complex
Source: RefSeq, a predicted model, not a curated record
GACAGACUGGGUCCUCCAAAAUUGCUCCAAGCACCACCCUUACCCCUGAGAUUUCUUUUCCAGGUUGCGUCCCUUCCGGCGGCCCGCACAGAGUGUGAGCCCUGCAGGACUGUCACAAAGAUACACCUGCCUCCCUGGAGAAUGCCAUCAAGGACGGAAACAGGGCAGCCCUGUCCAUGGCCACCAAUGCCUCCAUUCCAAGCACCAGCAGGCGCAAGCGGAGGCUCCCCAAAGCAGCCUGCUGAUCCCAGGUCCACACAGCUACUGCUGGAUUAGAACUUGUACCCCUGAGGCGGCUCUGAUCUCCUCCUGCUGCCGCCCCUCCACGCCGCCUCUGGCUGUGCUGGCCAAGAGCCUCAAGGAGGCCACAGAGCUUGGCUUGGGCUCCGGACUCCGUCCUUCCUUCUCUGCUGUGGGUCUUGGGCACGUGGGCCAAGCCCCCACGGUGGCAGCGCUGCUGACCGCUGACCGUGGGCACAGCGCCCCAGGCCCUGAGCAGGCACGAUGGACUGGAAAAAACUCCAGGACCUCCUGAGCGGUGUGAACCAGUACUCCACGGCCUUCGGACGCAUCUGGCUGUCAGUAGUGUUCGUCUUCCGGGUGCUGGUGUACGUGGUGGCGGCUGAGCGCGUGUGGGGUGACGAGCAAAAGGACUUUGACUGUAACACCAGGCAGCCCGGUUGUACCAACGUGUGCUAUGACAACUUCUUCCCCAUCUCCAACAUCCGCCUCUGGGCCCUGCAGCUCAUCUUCGUCACGUGUCCCUCCAUGCUGGUCAUCCUGCACGUAGCCUACCGCGAGGAGCGGGAGCGGAAGCACCGCCAGAAGAACGGGGAGCACUGUCCCAAACUGUACAGCCACCCCGGCAAGAAACACGGCGGCUUGUGGUGGACUUACCUGUUCAGCCUCAUCUUCAAGCUCAUCAUUGAGCUGGUCUUCCUGUAUGUCCUACACAGGCUCUGGUAUGGCUUCACCAUGCCGCGCCUGGUACAGUGUGCCGGCGUGGUGCCCUGCCCCAACAUCGUCGACUGCUACAUCGCUCGGCCCACGGAGAAGAAGGUCUUUACCUACUUCAUGGUGGGCGCCUCGGCCGUCUGUAUCAUUCUCACCAUCUGUGAGAUCUGCUACCUCGUCUUCCACAGGGUUAUGCGGGGCCUGAGCAAGGGCAACCCUGCGAAGAGCGUGAGCUCCCCUAAGUCCUCCAGCCGGGCCUCCACCUGCCGCUGUCACCACAAGCUGCUGGAGAGUGGGGAGACGGAGCCAGGCCCAGCCAACACGCUGCAGGCUUCAGCACCUAACCUGACCCCCAUCUGAACCACGUGCUGGAGGAGAGGUGAAGCAGGGAGGUGGUGCUGGAGGGGGAGGGGUCCUGGGGGUGCUGAGUGGCCCCCCACUUUGAAUUCACUAAGCUAGCCAGUUCUGUUGGAGGCAGGCGUUUUUGUAGGUGCUGGGCUCUGUCCUGGUUACCUUGUAUAGGUAGCCCGGCCAAACCCAGCUUCGGAGAGACAUGUAAAUUAGCAAAGGGACUACAUGCAUGCAAGGGUCUACUUGGCGCUGGGCUGGUAAGCAGGGCUUCUACCUUUCCCAAGGGACUACGGGGCACCCUCUCAGAAAACACACGGUGGAAGAGAGAAAUGAGAGGGGGCUCUCCAGCAGGGACAGCAACAGCAAAAAGAACUGGGCAUCUCAGAGGAGGGGUGCCGGCCCUGGACUGGGGACAGCCAGCCCAAGAGAGUCUUUACCACUCAGCCAUGAGAGGCUGCCCAGGUUCCUAGGUGGAAUGUUCUGGAGGCCAAAGAGCGAAUGUGGAAAGGGGCAGGAGGUCUUGUCAUACCAGCUGCUUGAGACACCCGUGCCUCCUCUGGAUCUCCCUUUACCAACCUCCACCUUCAGGCAGCAAAGACUCUUCUCCCUCCCACCAGGGUGCUCAGCCCGCUGCACCCAGUGGCCAGGACCUUGGGGGCGUGCAUGGAAUGGGAGCAUAUCCAAGCCAGUUUCCUUCAA